GUCGUGGUGACAGACAGAGGUUGCAAUUUGGAGUAUUCGUUUUUUAUUUGAUUGCACGAACUUAUGAAAAAAACUAAAUAAAACAGUUCAUCUUGGUAGAAACCAAGCAAGAUAAUUUCUAAAAAUGGCUCAGUGUGGUGAAUUUUUGAAAAGCCAGUUUCCUUUAAUUGAUGAUGAUUUAAAAAAAUAUGUGGAGGAUAUUCUGGGCAACAGUGCUGGAGAAUUCGAAGACACAGAGGAAGUAUAUGAAGCAGUAGGCGAAGUUUUGAGUGAAAUAUCAGAAAAAUCAGAAGAAGAUAUAAGAGAAAUAUGUGAGCAAUUGCUACAUAUGCUACAGCCAGAUAAAAAAGGUAACAGCAAUGGGCCUCGGAAAGUACUUGAUGCUCCGAUACACUUGGCUUCCAUGACAUCUAAUGCAAAUGAAACUGACGACCUCAAAAGUAUAUGGCUGCAUACUAGAGAUGAUAAUUUGAAAGUAGAUCAAAAGAAAUUAGAAAAAGCAGAAGCUAAGUUACAACAAAAGCAGCAGAAACAGAAAGAGGAGAAGGUACCGGCAGCAGCGCCUGUACUGCAGACAGCCACGGCUUCACAGGUCACAUCAAAGAAGGACAACAAACUCGAGGCUAAAGGCACCAACAGGACUCAGGAUAUUAGAAUAGAGAACUUUGACAUAGCAUAUGGUGACAGGGUACUCUUACAAGGUGCCGACCUGGUUCUAGCAUUUGGAAGAAGGUACGGUUUGGUGGGUCGGAACGGUCUGGGCAAAACCACCCUCCUUAGGAUGAUAGCAGCCAACCAGUUGAAGAUACCGUCACACAUAUCCAUACUUCAUGUGGAACAGGAGGUCAUUGGCGAUGAUACGCUGGCGUUGCAAAGCGUUUUAGAAUGCGACGAGGUUAGAGAAAGGUUGCUGAAGAGGGAGAAAGAGAUUGCUACUGCUAUUAAUAAUGGAUCACAAGAUUCUGCGCUCUCAGAAGAGUUAUCAGAAGUGUACGCUCAGCUGGAGAAUAUCGAAGCGGACAAAGCGCCGGCGCGGGCCUCUAUAAUACUUAGUGGUCUGGGGUUCACGCCCGAGAUGCAGGCGAGAGCCACAAAGACCUUCUCUGGAGGUUGGAGGAUGAGGUUAGCGCUUGCCAGGGCGCUGUUUUCCAAACCAGACUUGCUACUAUUGGACGAGCCGACGAACAUGUUGGACAUAAAAGCCAUCAUUUGGUUAGAGAACUACCUUCAAAACUGGCCCACCACAUUACUGGUGGUGUCUCACGACAGGAACUUUUUGGACACGGUCCCUACGGACAUAUUGCACUUGCAUUCACAGAGGAUAGACACAUAUAGGGGUAACUACGAACAAUUCCACAAAACGAAGACGGAGAAGCACAAGAAUCAACAGCGGGAGUACGAAGCCCAGCAGCAGCACCGUGCGCACACGCAGGAGUUCAUCGACAAAUUCAGAUACAACGCGAAGAGAGCCUCGUCUGUGCAGAGCAAGAUCAAGAUGCUUGAUAAAUUACCAGAAUUGAAACCAGUAGAGAAAGAAAUAGAGGUAGUGCUAAGGUUUCCUGACACGGAGCCUCUGUCGCCGCCCAUCCUGCAACUGAACGAGGUCGGCUUCUACUACUCUAAGGAUAGGGUCAUAUUCUCCAAUGUCAACCUUGGAGCCACCUUAGAGUCUAGGAUAUGUAUUGUAGGAGACAACGGCGCAGGCAAAACAACUUUACUAAAAAUAAUAAUGGGCAUCCUAUCGCCCACUAGUGGGAUCUGUAACGUGCAUCGUGGACUCAAAUUCGGGUACUUCUCGCAGCACCACGUGGAUCAAUUAGAGAUGGACGUCAACUCUAUAGAGCUACUGCAGAAAGCCUAUCCAGGCAAAACGAUAGAAGAAUACAGAAGACAAUUAGGCAGUUUCGGUGUCAGCGGGGACCUAGCUCUUCAGACAAUAGCGAGUCUCUCCGGGGGCCAGAAGUCCAGGGUAGCCUUCGCCAGCAUGUGCAUGGGGAACCCCAACUUCUUGAUUCUCGACGAGCCGACUAACCACUUGGACAUUGAGACCAUUGAGGCGUUGGGGAAGUCGAUAAACAAAUAUACGGGCGGUGUAAUCUUAGUAUCUCACGACGAGAGGUUAAUACGAAUGGUGUGCAAAGAGCUUUGGAUCUGCGGCAACGGUUCCGUCAGCAGUAUAGAGGGAGGCUUCGACGAGUACCGGAAGAUAGUGGAGAGGGAACUUGAGGCGCAGAAUAAGUAGGCAAUUACUCUUUCUUAACGGCUGUGGACGAAAUGGACCGUGAUGAAGCGGCGUUGUAUCAUUUCGAAACGUUUUCUUGACAACUUACACGGUUUAAUAGGAAUAUUGUCAUGAGUUGUAAUUGGUGAAAAACGCAAUUCUGUACAUAAUAAAAAACUUGAAAUUUUAAGGCAAAUGUAAACGAUUGUUGGGUAUUUUGAUCGGCGAAACACGAAUUUUUUCGACUUAAUAAUUUUCUUCAAAUAUGUGUUGAAAGCCUAUGUAAUUGUCGAGUAAUGAAUGAGAUUAAUUAACUAGAUGUUCGUGAUUUGCGACGAAUAUUGGUAAAUAAAAUCAAGGUCCGGCAGUUUAUGGUACUUGAAUCAAUUUCAAUCAAUUGGUGUUGAUUGUUAAGUUAGGUUGAUAUGAUAAGUUUGAUGUUUUGUGUAGGUGCCAAAUACUAUUGAUGUAUAAAUAAUUUAAGGGUUUUUGUUUCACACUUACGUAACUCAGCCACUUUAUGAUUGAUUAAAGAAUUUCGUUUUUGCGACUGUUAUUAAAAUUGUAUUAAAUGAAAUACGACUUAUUUUUUUACUCAUUAUAUUUUAUGGUUGUUAACUUACCCUUAAAUAUUUGUACUUCUUUUGUAUGCAUCUUAUACAAUAUACCCUAAUACCAUACAAUCUAAUAUCGAUUAUCUAUCACAAGAGUAAGACUACCGUUCGAUAAAUUAAGAAUGGCGCGUUACGACAAACAUGAUUAAAACUUAUUUUGAUACUGGCAGAAAAAACUGAAAUAGCAAAUUACAUAUGUUUUUAGCGAUUAAAAAACAACGCAAUACUUUUGUAUUUCAAUUUCCUAAAAUUUCUCCCUCUGCAUAUUGGAUUGAGCUAGACAAGGCAUGGUCAAUUUUAAACUCGACGAUUGAAACAAUGUUACUAAAAGAAAUGUAUAAUCCAAUCCCCUGUUUGGUUUCCUUCCACCCAAAGGUUGACUGGAACAGAUUGCAUUAGCGAUAAGUCCGCCUUUGUACCAUCUCUAUCUGUUUUGUGCUGUUUUAUAUGUUUUACUUUUAUGGCGCAAUAAAGAGUUUUAUCUAUCUAUCUAUAUAUAAUCAUUAGAACUGGACUUUUAAAUAAUUAUGUAUCAACAUGUUCUGUUCGGAUUCAGCCUGGACUAAUGUAGUCAACGAGUUAAAAGUGAUUACAAAGAAAAAAUACCAACAUAUACUUAGAACAUACAGAGUCUAAAUAUUUAGCCAGAAUAUCGUAUAAAGUAAAUUUUAUUCUUUAGACCUAAUCUAAAUAUACCCUGUUUAAUGUUCAUUGAACUCAUACAUACAAUAUUUAUCCAACAAGUAGUGCCAACUUAAUCCAUUGUUCAGAUUGUUUAGAUGGUUUGCAUUUAUUGUUCAAACAUUUGAAAACCAUUCCAUUUCUUAGAUUGACUGUAUAUAUAAUUUUGUAUAUUAUAUAGAAGAAUUAAUGUGACCUUUUCUAUGAGGCAUAGAGUUAGAACCUUAUUAGAUAAAUAGAUAAAAUAGUCACAAAUUUAUAAAGACUCAAAAUUU
Molecule: messenger RNA, 3791 nt
Organism: Amyelois transitella
Lineage: Eukaryota; Metazoa; Arthropoda; Insecta; Lepidoptera; Pyralidae
Product: ATP-binding cassette sub-family F member 3
Exons: 13
Coding region: 125-2242 (705 amino acids)
Molecular function (GO): ATP hydrolysis activity; ATP binding
Source: RefSeq, a predicted model, not a curated record